Molecule: messenger RNA, 1344 nt
Organism: Paramisgurnus dabryanus
Lineage: Eukaryota; Metazoa; Chordata; Actinopteri; Cypriniformes; Cobitidae
Source: RefSeq, a predicted model, not a curated record
AUGAAGGUGGUGGACAGAAAUAAACUGGACAAAUUAAUAAGAGGGGCUGGCUCUGUACAUGGUCGACUAAGAUCGUUUUACUUAAAACACACAAAUACUUCAGUAAACAUCAGUGAAGCUCGAGAUUUAUGCCUACAGAGUAACUACACUGACAUUGUGACAGUCUAUGAUAAACAAGACAAUGAUGAACUAGUUCAACUGAUGUUACGACAAAAUGUUACUAGAGCCUGGAUUGGUGCCUACACAGGUCCACAAUGGUCAGAUGGUGCUAAAGUCACAUUCAACAAGUUAAAAUGUUUUGAUUUUGAUUGGUGUGCUGCCAUGAGAGCUAAUGAAGACUGGGAAUGUAUUCUAUGUAGUAAUGGCAGAAACUUUACAUGUUAUGAUGCAGGUGAUGGUGAAUCGUCAUACAACUACACAUUAAUCCUUCAAAACAAAACCUGGACUGAGGCUCAGGAGUACUGUAGAGAGAAUCACACUGAUUUAGUCAGUAUCAGAAAUGAAGUUGAGAAUAAACUGGUGUAUAAUGCAGCAUUGAGUUAUGAUAGACCUUUGAACAAUCCUUUCUGGAUUGGCCUCAGCUAUAUUAAAUCAAAUCAGCUGUCAUGGUUUGAUGGAGGACAGUCUAAAUACAGUGACUUUACAAAUGAGCCGAACACAGUAUUUACUUAUCUUAAUGUUAAUGGAUCCUGGACCAAAAGUAACACAUCUGAAAAUGCAUCUGCUCUGUGCUACGAAAGCUUCAUUCAUGUGAGUAAAGAUAAAAUGUCCUGGGAGAAAGCUCUGGAUUACUGCAAUGAUUCUGGGUUACUGUGCAUCGAAUCAGAGAAGGAUCAGAUUGACACCGAUCGAGAAUUACAAAGACAGCAGAUUUCUGGUCCAGUGUGGAUCGGGCUCAGACAGAGUAGACUUUUUGGUUUCUGGAUUUGGGUCAACGGGCUUCAAGUGGGACCCUGGACCAACUGGAAAGAAGGACGUCAACCAGAACAUCAAAAGUCUAACUACUGUGGUGCCAUGGAGAAGGUGAACAGGACAUUUAAGUGGUCUGAUAAAGAUUGCAGAUCUAAAUUUAGAGUUUUAUCUUGUCGCACCCCCACCAGUGCCAUUACAGUCAGCUGCAGGGUCGUCAGCUGGAGGCCCCCAAUCACUGAUGUUUCGCCCCCUAUUCCAGUACAUCUCCUAGAGGGGGGGGGGCAGUGGCAUAUAGUGAACAUCUUCCCGCCAUCCCCUGCAGCAGCCUUUAAAGGGGUGUUGGCCCCCAACCAUUGUGCUUCCUCCGGAGCCACAGCCAGUAGCUUGCUUUCUCUGCCUUCUCUCCCAAACUCCUAUGCCCUGGAGCAGUAG